AUGCAAAAGAAUGCAAAUAAAUUAGCACCUGGUGGUUCUUCCCAACCGAACGAGUCGUUUAACAGCAUCGUGGCCAGCAAACACCCUAAAAAAGAAUUCUAUGGUGCCUCAGAGUCAAUGCCAUUCAGAGUAGCUGCUGCGGUCUGCCAAGAAAACUACGGCACAUCAUAUAUCCUCAAAGUAUAUGAAAAACUUUGCCUAUCGCCUGGGAAAAAUACUGAACCGUUUCGGCACGUCAAGGAUGCAGAAAGGGCGAAAAACGCUAUUAAAAGACGCAGCAUUGCUUUCAAGCAACAGCGACUUUUUAGCAAGAAAAAGAGGUCGGCUCAAAAUGUUAGCGCUAAAAAACAAGAGGGAAUCACAUACAAAUCGGAAUAUGCAAUGUCAGCAGGAACACAGUUUUUCUUCGACCAGCUAGUUCAAUCGCACCAAAAAAACGUUGCUGAUAAUGAUGACGAUGAUGAUUCAACGUUGAUUUUAUUCGAUCUCGAAACUAGUGAUCUGAGCAGAAAUACGGCAGAAAUAUGUCAGAUUGCAGCACGUCAUGAUGAAAAUGAGUUCAACGUGUAUAUGGUUCCAAAAAGUAUAGCUCCCGAAGCAACAAAUGUUACAGGGUUGCAUGUUGAAAACAACGAUCUGUUCUUACACAAUGUGUUACUGCCUACUCUACCACCUCGAGUUGCAUUCGACAAAUUCAUGAGUUUUUUGCGCUCUGUUCAAAAUAGAGUUAUUUUAGUUGCUCACAAUGGACUGAAGUUUGAUGCUCCCAUUAUUCUGCGAUAUCUCCAGAAAUACGGGUUUCUUGAAGAAUUCGAAAGGAUUACUCGUGGUUUCUCAGAUACUUUGCCCAUUUUUAGAAAUGAGCUGAAGGAUCGAGCUAACCAGAAAAAGAGUUUUUCUCUGACGUCUUUAGCAAACGACUAUCUUGGAGGAACAGCAGCUGAUGGAGCUCAUAAUGCUUUGACUGAUAUCAAUAUAUUAAAAAAAUUAAUUGAAACAUUAAAAAUCCCAGAAGAACAUUUCCGAAAAUCAUCUCUCUCUGUACGGAAAUUUAUUUGGCAACAACAACUGACAGCUCAUCGAACUAAUCUGAAAGCUUCUUUGAAGGGCCUUGCACCUGAAAUUUCGAAGGGGAUGUUUUCAAAAAUGGCUCAAGUGGGCAUAAGUUUAGAUUUAUUAAAAAAAACCUAUACUGAUGGUGGUCAGGAUGCCAUACGAAUUUUAUUGACAGAGGAUGUAUCCGGAAAACCUCGAGUGACCAAAAACGCUUCGAUAAUUGCAAAAGUUGUAAAAAAAAUGGAAAACAACGAAUAA
Messenger RNA from Venturia canescens, 1314 nucleotides. RefSeq lists its product as uncharacterized. The coding region runs from base 1 to 1314 and encodes 437 amino acids. Lineage: Eukaryota; Metazoa; Arthropoda; Insecta; Hymenoptera; Ichneumonidae. Gene Ontology annotation, molecular function: nucleic acid binding; 3'-5'-DNA exonuclease activity. The transcript has 4 exons. The record is from RefSeq and is a predicted model, not a curated record. Gene Ontology annotation, biological process: DNA catabolic process. Gene Ontology annotation, cellular component: cytoplasm.